Messenger RNA from Aspergillus candidus, 1131 nucleotides. RefSeq names its product TauD/TfdA dioxygenase family protein. Gene Ontology annotation, molecular function: 2-oxoglutarate-dependent dioxygenase activity. NCBI's taxonomy places the organism in Eukaryota, Fungi, Ascomycota, Eurotiomycetes, Eurotiales, Aspergillaceae. The transcript has 4 exons. Gene Ontology annotation, cellular component: cytoplasm. The record is from RefSeq and is a predicted model, not a curated record. Bases 1 to 1131 code for a protein of 376 amino acids.
AUGGCACCAUCUGUCGCUGAAGCCCGUGUCGAGACGGUCGUCCCCAUCAAGACCAACCUUGCAGCAGCCGAUGACAAGCCCAAAGUGCGAAGAGCCAUCGACGAGGAAGGGGGUCAAAGCACGGCGAGUUAUCCACACUACCUCCCAACGUGGGAUUACUCCCAGAAAUACCCACCUCUGGAGCCCUUCACCCACAUCGAUCACGGCAAAGACGCCGACCCUUCUUUCAAAGACCUCCUCCCAGAAGGGUCUACCAUCCAGAAGCUCACUCCCACCAUCGGCUCCGAGGUGACCGGCAUCCAGCUAAGCAAGCUGACCCCAACCGCAAAGGACCAGCUUGCUCUACUCAUCGCGCAGCGCAAGGUCGUCGCCUUCCGCAACCAAGACCUCGCCGACCUGCCCAUUCAAGAUGCCCUCGAUUUCGGCGUCUACUUCGGCCCCCACCACAUCCACCCCGUCAGCGGGGCCCCCGAGGGCUAUCCCGAAAUCCAGCUCGUUCACCGGACAGGCAACGUCUGGGAGACGGACGAGUAUAUCUCGUCGAAGAACAGCAGCGUCUCGUGGCACUCGGACGUGACCUACGAGAAGCAACCGCCCGGGACCACGUUCCUGUACCUGCUCGACGGGCCCGAAGUAGGCGGUGAUACCUUGUUCGCUGACCAAGUGGAGGCCUACCGACGCCUGUCGCCCGCCCUCCAGGAGCGACUUCACGGGCUGAAGGCUGUGCACUCAGGCGUUGAACAGGCAGAGUUCAGCCGCCAGCGUGGAGGCCAUGUGCGGCGCGAACCGAUCGAAACUGAACAUCCGGUUGUUCGGACGCACCCUGUGACUGGCGAGAAGGCGCUUUUCGUCAACUCUGGCUUCACCCGCAGAAUUGUCGGGCUAAAGCGUGAGGAGAGCGAUGCGCUGCUAUCCUUCUUGCUAGCCCAUAUCAGUCGGGGCAUCGACUAUCAAGCGCGAAUCAAAUGGGCGCCGAAGACAGUCGUUGUUUGGGAUAAUCGGGUCACGGCACACUCUGCGACGCUGGACUGGACUACCGGCGAGCGUCGUCAUUUGGGGCGUAUCACUCCGCAAGCGGAGCGCCCGUACGAGACACCUUAUGUUCCUGAGGAUAGAAAACGCCAGGCGUAA